Messenger RNA from Dendrobium catenatum, 1484 nucleotides. RefSeq names its product transcription factor CSA. Gene Ontology annotation, biological process: regulation of DNA-templated transcription. The record is from RefSeq and is a predicted model, not a curated record. Gene Ontology annotation, molecular function: DNA-binding transcription factor activity, RNA polymerase II-specific; RNA polymerase II cis-regulatory region sequence-specific DNA binding. NCBI's taxonomy places the organism in Eukaryota, Viridiplantae, Streptophyta, Magnoliopsida, Asparagales, Orchidaceae. The transcript has 4 exons. Gene Ontology annotation, cellular component: nucleus. The coding region runs from base 364 to 1347 and encodes 327 amino acids.
GUGGGUGCGAGAGACAAUGAAUUAACUAUAUUUUUUUCUCUGUUGCUAAGGCCAAGAGAGACAGGGCAUAGGGAGGCAGGCAGCUCUGUUAUUUUUUGAGGAGAAAGCUCUCACAACCCACACGAGGGGUUUCAUUUUUCAAAUAAGCCAGGCAAAGCCCAAUGCUCCCAGACUCGCUGUUAUCAGUCUUAAAGUAAGCAAAUCACAGAAGAGAGAGAGAGAGAGAGGAGGAACGUGUAGUUUUCUUCUACUGGAAGCCGUUUCUUUUGUUUCCUUAACCCUUUUGCUCCUUUAUUUAUUUCCCCUGCUGAAUUAUUGAAAGAUCCAAACUUUGAAGAAACUAAUCCUAUCCACGGUGUAGAAAUGAGUUUAUGGCAGCAGAGAUCUGAAGCUCCAAUGCUGUUAUUGUCUUCUCCUCAGUCGCAGCCUUCCUUUUUCACAUCCUCUGUUCCUCCUUUGGAGAGAGAGUUCAUGAGAAGUGAAGAAGGAUGGAGUUUCAGUAACAGCCAUGAUGAUCUGCAAGUGAGUGAUGGGUCCAUGGAGAGCAGAGAUCUGGAAACAAAGCACGCUAAGUUGUGCACUCGUGGCCACUGGAGACCAACUGAAGACACCAAGCUUAAAGAGCUAGUGGAACAGUUCGGCCCCCAGAACUGGAACCUGAUUGCUGAAAAACUAGAAGGAAGAUCAGGAAAGAGCUGUAGGCUUAGAUGGUUCAAUCAGUUGGAUCCGAGAAUAAACAGGAAGGCCUUCACAGCAGAAGAGGAGGAGAGGCUUCUCUCAGUUCAGCAUCAUUACGGCAACAAGUGGUCUCUGAUUGCAAGGUUCUUCCCAGGGAGGACUGAUAAUGCUGUGAAGAAUCAGUGGCAUGUAAUCAUGGCUAGGAAGCAGCGAGAGAACUCCAUUUCAUAUAGAAGGAGAAGGAUCGCUUCUUCCACAUCUUUCAAUCCUUCUAUUCACCUCAGAACACUGGAGCACAAUACAAGCAGCGCAGAAUCCACCAUUACAAGCACCAGAGAAGAGUCUGUCUCCACUGCCACAACCAGGACUGUUCAUGGCUUAGUUCUCUCUCCCCAGCAGAAAAAGGCCAAUUUUUUCAUCAUGGGUGGGAAAUCAAGUGUCGAUCAGAUUGCCUUAUCUGAUUCAACUUCUAAAGCAUCUGCAACAGAAUCAGUGGUAAUCAGGGGAGCAGAGCUUGAGAGAGGGAGGAUUAAUUUACCUUUCUUUGACUUUCUAGGCGUUGGAGCAGCUGAGGAAAAACCUUUAAUGGUUAUUAGAAUGGGCUCGGAAAAGGCAGACUACCAGCAGAAAAUAUGUUUUGAUGGAGACUUCAGUCCAGCCUAUGUGUAAUGCAUAGAGAGAGAGAGAGAGAGAGAAAGAGAGAGGAGUUUGAGUGAAAAUAUUAAGGUAACAAAAGUAGCAACUUUUUGUUCUCGUUGCAACCUCCCCUCAAGAAUGAAAACUUAUAAUGGUAUUUAAGUUCUUAA